UUAAUGACUGUUCUGCCUCAGUAAGGAAAUGUGUUGAGUGUCUUAACUAUUACAUCGCAGAGGGUGGAAAGGCAUUUUAAGAUCUUGAAACCAUCAUAGAAAAACUCUGCACAUCCAGUGAAAAGAAGAAAGAACUGAAAUCCAAAUUGCUAAAUGGGAAGCGAUAUAUCAAAUCAGAUAUCAAGGUACAUAUCCAAAAAGAGAAUGCUGUUCCGGAUCAUUGCCAAAUGUUUGCACUAAGUGAUAGUGAAAAGUGCUUCUCCCAAAGUUGUAACACCCAGCAUACACACAGUUGUGAACAGUGUAUUGACUUGGCAGACUUUUUAGCUGAAAUAAGUACUCUAACACAAAAUGGUACAUGGGACAAUAAAGAUUCCAUUGUAUUCCAGGUUGAAAAUGCUGUAGAAGCUAUAAAAGAUUGGAAAGUCAUGCUAUGAGAGCUAGGAAUCAAGAAGGUGCAAAACAAGAUCUGCUUAAGAAUUUAAAUGAAAAUCAAGCACUUAUCACAUGUGAGUGGGCGAUGAAAUUUCUACCACGCAAAUUUAGAGAAGGUCAGAGUGACUGGUUCGCCAAACGUGGAAUCAACUGGCACACUUCAGUAACUUUAUACAAACAAGGGGAAGAAUUAAAGACAAUUACACAUGUACACAAUUUUUCAUCCCAGAUAUCUCAAGAUGGUUCUGUUACUGGUUCUGUGUUGUGUGAUGUAGUUCAUGAUCUGAGAAAACAACUACCAAACAUACAGGAGGUGAACUUCUUCUCAGAUAAUGCAGGAUGUUAUAAGAACACAAUGAUGAUGGUAGCACUUAAAGAUGAAUUAGGAGAUAAGUUGAAAACAUACAACUUCAGUGGAGCACAGGAUGGCAAAGGUCCAUGUGACCGCAGAGCUUCACAUAUCAAGGCAUGUGUUAGAAGAUACAUUAAUGAGGGACAUGAUGUCACAUCUGCAGAGGAGAUGAAAAAGGCUAUAGAUGUUAAACAGAAAGGAUCAUUUAGGGUUAGAGUUGUUGACAUUGUUACUAAUUUGGAUGCAGAGAAGUCACAGAUUAAACCAAUUACUGGAAUUACUCAAUUGCAUAAUUUUUCAUUUGACGUCAAUGGAAUAACAGUUUGGAAGGCAUAUGGAAUAGGAGAAGUUAUGGCUCAAGAAGAAGAACUUGUAGAACCAAACCCCAAAAAACAAAAGAAGAACUCCAUCAAUUAG
This is a messenger RNA of Mytilus trossulus (common blue mussel), 1204 nucleotides long. RefSeq lists its product as uncharacterized. The transcript has 7 exons. The record is from RefSeq and is a predicted model, not a curated record. Lineage: Eukaryota; Metazoa; Mollusca; Bivalvia; Mytilida; Mytilidae. Bases 434 to 1204 code for a protein of 256 amino acids.